AGCAGCUAUAGGUUUGAUCCUAUAUAUUGUAACACAGACGGUAUCCGACCCGCAUGCUGACAGAUGCCAUCACAUGUUUUCAGCUCGGAUGAAAUCUUUGGCUUCUUGAACGCCUCACCAGUCGCUCCCCGGAACCUUCCCUCUCCUUGCUCAACACGGACGUAUUAUGACGGAGCACACACAGCGAAGCGCCGCGGCGGGAUGUUCACGUUAAAACGUCACAGUUACAGGCAGCAGGAAUUAACGUAAAACAAGGAAGUUACCAUUUCCAAGAUGGAGACCCUCGCCCCAGACACUGAGGUCCGCCUGGCGGUGUCCCGGUGUCUCCGGACCCUCGCCGCGUCCACAGACACCGACAGCGCCGUCGCCGCCCUGCAGACGCUCCACUUCUACGUGGAUGACGGAGCGGAGGGUGGAGCCGCCUCGGCGCAGCGGGCGGAGUUCAGGAGAGCUCACUUCACUCGGACCCUUCAGUUCCUCGUGAGCGACAGCCAGGCCGAGCGGCUGGCCGGCCUCGCGGCCGCCCGGCGGACGGAGCUGUGGGACGGCUUGUUCCUCAAAGGGCCUCCGGAGCAGGCGCUGCUGGUGCUGAUGGAGGCGAUGGGAGAGCUGCGAGCCGGCACACAGCUGGACCACGUGGUCCGCGUCACGGAGAGGUUCCUUCAGAGAGGCCGGCUGGCCGACCUGCUGUGGGCCUCCUGCCUGCAGACCGGCCCCCCCGACUCCCCCCAGCUCCGGGAGGCGCUGCUGGCACGGAUCACGGCGCUGCCGGACGUCACCGCCAACAGGCUGCACCCGAAGAGCAGGCCUCUCUUCCUCCCCCAGCAGUACUACCCACGGCUGGCCGCAGACAUGCUCACCGCCCUGGAGCGGACCCGUCGAGCGCUCCAAGAUGGCACGGACUGCUCUUUGACCUUUGUGGCUCAGACACUUGGGAAAGUCUGUAUCCAGGGCCAUAGCGGUCUGGUGCUGGCGGUGAUGGCUCCGCGGCUGUCUGUGUGCACACGCUCCGACGCGGCGUGGCAGAGAGUUUGCUGGAAGCUGCUGGAGAACGUUCCCCAGCGAUGGAUGGAGAGCGUGCUCACCGGGCUGGUGCAGGCCGUCAGCGGAGCCGAUGCCCUGGGCAGGAUCAUUGGGAAUUUAGUGUUGACAAAUAAAAAGGCCCAGUUUGUCAUCACUCAUAAACUCCUGUUACUGCAGUACAAGUAUGAGACCCGAGUCUUGAGAACUGUCCUGGGUUACCUGGCAGCAGACGGGGAGCGAAGGCCGCUGCUCAUCCAGGUGUUACAGUCUGUGUCUCAGACCUGGGCUAACCCCAGUGCCGUGAAGCACACGCCUCUGGAGCAGCAGCUGUACGUCAGCAAGGCCUUGCUGCUGAGCGUCAGCCUGCUGAGCGACUCUGAGCUGCAGCCGCUCCGCUCAGAGUUACUUCAGUGUCUGCUGGGCGGCAUGCAGAGCCACCUGGACAGCAGCGUGGUGCGCAUCAGGCGGAUGGGCAUGGUGGUGGGGGAGUGCCUGAGCUCCCGGAUGGAUCUCAGUCAAACCAAGCUCCAGUUUGAGUACGAGCAGGACGAGGAGACCCAGGAGCUGCUCGCUCUGAUGACCCCCGUCACCGGCGAUGAAGAGGAGGCGGAGCCUGUGAACGGAGUUGACUCUCCUCGAGAGACGAGUGAAACGACUCCAUCCGCUCAGAAUGUAUCCGCUCAAAAUAAUUCCAAAGCUGCUCCGGACUCCGACCUGGACAGCGACGAUGAGCUCGCUCCGUACGAUAUGUCUGGCGAUCAGGAAAUGAGUAAAGCAUCCCCGCCGCGCUACCUACGGGACUGCCUGGAAACCUUCAUUUCCUCUGAGGACCCGCUGCACGUGGAGCUCAGCUUGAGAGUCGCUGAGGGUUUGGUGAGGAAGAACGUCUUUGCAGCCAGAGAGGUCAGUGUCCAGCUGACCAAAGUGCUUCUUCACAUGGAGGAUAAAUACAGCAUCACGGGCUUCCCGAGGCUCAGGCAGGCGACCAUGGUGGCGCUCGUCGUCACAGACUGCGUCUCUGCGACCCAGUUUUUGACCACAGAGUUUUACUCCCUGAACUACAGUCUCCGCCAGCGACUCGACAUCCUGGAGGUCCUGACUCUCGCAGCGCAGGAGCUCUCUAAGCCCAUCACUGGAGAGAGAACCCCGGCUGUGGGUGCCGCUGCCGCCGCGGAUUUGACUCCGUACCCUGGAGACGACCCGGCUGAGUGGCGAGACGUCGUAGAGAAGCGGAUUCAGAGCAAGACGAGACGCCUCAGGAAGGGGGCCACCCAGCCUCCGGCUCAGGCCGCCCCCAACCGCUAUGCCCCUGUUGCCGGACACUUCUUUUUUCCUCUGCUCAGCAACUAUGACAAGCCUCAAGUGACCUUUGACCUGUUGGGUGGUGACCAUCUCGUACUGGGCAGGUUGGUCCACACCUUGGGCCUCUUCAUGCAUCUAGCGGUCAAUGCACCGAUAGCUGCACAGAUGGGUUGUGCUUUGCUGGACUUUGUGUGGGCGGUGCGUUACCAUGCCGACCAGAUGGUGAGGCGAGGCGUCCUCUUCGCGGUGUGCUCUGUGUUCCUGAGCAUGCCCAGUGAGCUCCUGCUGGACCUCAGCGACCGGCUGUUUGACACCAGGACCUGGCUGGCAGAUGUGGCUGAAGAAGACCCCGAUGCAGAUUGCCGAAAUCUAGCGAUACAGAGUUUGGUGCUGCUGGAUAAGAGCCUCAAGAAGCAGCUUCAAGCUCAACAGGCACUGAGCACGGAGUCAUGAUCCAAGCGUCAACAACCAACCGUGAAAUGCUGAAUGGGUCUCCGAUGUGGGCCGGGCCUCGUCUCGACCCCCGCCUCGUCCUCGGAGAAGCAGGAUGGCGGUCGAUGGAAGUCAUGUUCCGGAUAUUUGCCGACAGGUUUUCCUAUCCUGGAACCCACAGCGGAAAAGGAGGGCACGCGUCUUUGAACAUGUUUGUCUUUGUGCACGACCAAAUCAUGCACCCACAAACAGUUCAACACUAUUGUUGGACAUAUUGUGCAUCGUGUAUGAACCGAAGACAAUAUUGAUGGAAUGGAGAAUAGAAUGCCAUUUUGACCACCAAUUAAAUUUAAGUUGUAAGGAUAUCCUCUUCAAACUCUU
Pseudoliparis swirei is the source of this 3138-nucleotide messenger RNA. RefSeq names its product TEL2, telomere maintenance 2, homolog (S. cerevisiae) (gene telo2). The transcript is spliced from 22 exons. The record is from RefSeq and is a predicted model, not a curated record. Gene Ontology annotation, molecular function: telomeric repeat DNA binding; Hsp90 protein binding. Gene Ontology annotation, biological process: protein stabilization; telomere maintenance via telomerase. NCBI's taxonomy places the organism in Eukaryota, Metazoa, Chordata, Actinopteri, Perciformes, Liparidae. Bases 274 to 2778 code for a protein of 834 amino acids. Gene Ontology annotation, cellular component: cytosol.